Colletotrichum lupini is the source of this 1458-nucleotide messenger RNA. RefSeq lists its product as uncharacterized. The transcript has 3 exons. NCBI's taxonomy places the organism in Eukaryota, Fungi, Ascomycota, Sordariomycetes, Glomerellales, Glomerellaceae. Gene Ontology annotation, biological process: transmembrane transport. Gene Ontology annotation, cellular component: membrane. Gene Ontology annotation, molecular function: transmembrane transporter activity. The record is from RefSeq and is a predicted model, not a curated record. The coding region runs from base 1 to 1458 and encodes 485 amino acids.
AUGGAGAAGAACGAGACUGCAAGCAACGAGCAUGAACAUGCUCUCUCCAAAGGCGUGGAGCUGGUGGGCGUAGACGACUAUGUCGCCGACAGCGAUGAAGAGAAGAAAUUGGUCCGCAAGAUCGACCUCUACUUGCUUCCUCUAAUCUUCGUCAUGUAUCUCCUAUCUUACAUGGACAGAACAAAGUACGCUCUCACCAAAACACAACCUCGAACCCCAUCAACUGACAAUAUCCGCAGCAUCGGCAACGCAAAAAUCGCCGGCAUGGACCGCGACCUCGACCUCGACUCCUCCCGCUACUCAAUCGCCCUCGUCGUCUUCUUCGUAGGCUACGUCCUCUUCGAAGUCCCCUCCAACAUGGUCCUAACCCGCACCCGCCCCUCCCUCUACCUCCCCGGCAUCAUGUGCCUCUGGGGCUCCGUCACCAUCGGCAUGGCCUUCACCCCCACCUACGAAGCCCUAAUCGGCUUCCGCGUCGUCAUGGGCGUCCUCGAAUCCGGCUUCGCUCCGGGCGUUUUGUUAUUGCUCUCGUCGUGGUACAAGAAGGAGGAGCAGAGCAAGAGGUUCGCCGUCUACAUCUCGGCCGCCAUCUUGUCGGGCGCCUUUGGCGGGUUGUUGGCGGGUUCCAUCACGAGCGGGCUGGACGGGGCGCACGGGAUCGCCGGGUGGCGGUGGUUGUUUGUCGUCGAGGGGGCCGCGACGGUGGGCGCUGCGUUGGUUGCGUUUUUUGCGCUGCCUGAUUUCCCGGCGAAUACUUCGUUGAAGAAGUUUAGUGAAAAGGAGAGGGAGCUGGCGAUUCGGAGGCUCCAGAGUGCGGCGGAACAUCUUAGGACGGAAGAGGAGCCUCGCCUGGGACAUUGGGCUGCCUUUAAGCUCAGCAUGAUGAGCUGGAGGACUUGGCUCUUUGUCGUUGGCUACAUGGCCAUCGUCGGCUCCUCAACGCUCUCCUACUUCUACCCGACCCUCGUCUCAGGCCUCGGCUACAAAUCUACAGCCGCCCAAUACAUGACCAUCCCCAUCUUCGGCAUCGCCUUCGUCUCCACCGCCGUGACGGGCUACUUCGCCGACCGCCACUCGCGCUUCCGCGGCCUCAUCCUCGGCGCCUGGAUGACCGUCGCCAUGCUCUGCGCCGUCGUCACCUGCGUCGUCUACGACUUCAAGGCGCGCUACGCGCUGCUCGUCGUCAUGGCCUCCGGGCUCUGGGCCUCCAACGGACUCGCGCUGUCGUACGCCUCGGUGAGCUUCGGGUCCAUGCCCAACGAGACGAGGGCGAUUUCGCUGGCGUUUGUGAAUGCCAUGGGAAACCUGGCGCAGAUUUACGGGGCGUACCUGUUCCCUUCCAAGGAUGCGCCUAAAUAUCUGAUGGGAUUUGGGGUAAUUAGCGGGUUGUGUUUUACGGGUGUGGUGUCGUAUAUUGCGCUUCACGUCUUUUUAAGGAGAGAGAUGAGGUCGGCAUGA